Messenger RNA from Ctenopharyngodon idella (grass carp), 4787 nucleotides. It is a transcript of the gene ktn1, whose product is annotated as kinectin 1. Gene Ontology annotation, cellular component: endoplasmic reticulum membrane. The record is from RefSeq and is a predicted model, not a curated record. The coding region runs from base 214 to 4023 and encodes 1269 amino acids. The transcript is spliced from 36 exons. Gene Ontology annotation, molecular function: kinesin binding. NCBI's taxonomy places the organism in Eukaryota, Metazoa, Chordata, Actinopteri, Cypriniformes, Xenocyprididae. Gene Ontology annotation, biological process: microtubule-based movement; protein transport.
GAUUUCCGUAACCCGUCACCCCCGGUCUCCCUGCCAGAGUUCCGUCUUCUUCUCUCACUGUGCGUUUCAUUCCACACUGACCUGACCCUACCAAAGCGAAACAAGAAGACGUGCCGCCUACAACCGGGCCGGAGCCGCAGUCCACAGCGCUUCCCCUUAAGGAACGCCUUUACAUCUCGACAAUAACAAUAAUAACGAGGACACCACCGCAGAAUGGCGCUGGACAUGGCUGACUCACAGUACCUUCUCAUCCUGGCACCGUCGCUGGUAAUUGCUCUCAUGUUCCUCUUUUUCUGGCUCUUCAUGAAAGAGACUUCCUACGAUGAGGUUCUGGCCCGCCAGAAGCGAGACCUUAAACUGCCUCCCGCCAAGCCAGAGGCUCGUAAAAAGACAGAGAAAAAGAAGAACAAGAAGAAGGAGACCGGCGGAAGUGGAGUGGGAGGAGGAGGUGGAGGGGGCGAGUCGGAGGAAGACCUGAGGGAUUUCGAUACAUCUGAUGCCACUAGCCCAGCCUCAAAUGAUGAGGAUUCUGAGGUGGUAACCGUGAGUCCACCUGUUGCUGCUCCGGUCCUGGCAGAACCCCCAUCCGGGAUAAGAGAGAGGAAGAAGAAAGAGAAGAAGCCAAAAGCUUCUCCAACUGCUGCCCCAGCUGCUGUCCCAACGGUUGUACCCCUUUCCCGUACCACCCCAACUACCCCUCCUGCCUCAGAAGAACCGGCAGUCAAUGGUUCCAAACCUGCUGUCCGUAAAGAGCAAGCCAUCCCGCUGACCAAGCAAUCCAGCCCACCGCGGCCUCAGGCCUCGCCCCCUGCCCACACUGAGACUACCAGCAAAAAGAAAGCCAAGAAGCAGAAGAUUGAGUCUGAAGAGCAUCCACCUGAGGUCAAGCUCGAUCUGUCUCCUCCUGUUUUGAAAGAGGAGCCUGUGAUCCUGGAGGUAAAGGUACAGGACGGUGCCGCCCCUGUUGUUACAGCAGCACCACCAGCUGCCUCUAGUGGCAGUGGGCGUAGGAAGAAGAAGCAGAAGGUGGAAGCUGUUGUCACAGUGGAUGAGGCACAUGUCCAGUCCUCUGCCCCAGUCACUCAGACUGACUCUGCUGCCCCGACAAACCACCAGAGCAACCAAAACAACGAGACUCCGCCUCCUGCUCCUGCACCCACCAAACAUGGCAAGAAGCAGAAGAGUGAAACCAACAAAGAGAACUCUGAGGUGAAGCUGAAGGAGCUGCUGGCCAGUCUGAGUGGACUGGUGCUGUCAGAUUCCGAUGUGGUCAGUCUCGUCUCCCUGCUAAGAGACAAGAGUCCCAAUGCUUUGGACAACUGGUACAAGACCGCAGCUAAGUUUGAGCCUUCGGCCCAGCAGCUCGCAGAGAAAGAUCGUCUUCUGAGCACGCUACAGGAGGAGGCGUCCAUCGCCAAAGGCAAAGUUAAACAGUUAAGCCAGGAACUGCAGGCUGAGAAGCAGAAGACAGGCCGUGUGGAGUCUAUGCUGCAUGAUCAUCGUGUUGCCAGAGACAAAGAAAUCAUGCAGGCUAAAGCUCAGAGCUACCAGGAGAUGCAGAUCAAGUUCCAACAGGUAAGAGAGCAGCUGGAGAGUCAGAUCGCUCGGCUGCAGCAGGAGAACGGCAUCCUGAGAGAUGCUGUGGAAAGAUGCUCCACCACCAACCAGAUGGAGUCCAAGCAGUCAUCCGAGCUGAAUAAACUGCGUUCAGAAUACAACGGCCUGAUGAAAGAGCUAGCAGAGACCAAAAACAAGCUUCAGCAAGAAGAGUUGCAGCGGAAGGGUCUAGAAGUCAACUACAAGCAGAAUGUGUCCCAGCUAGAGGAAGCGAAACAUAGAUGGGAAGAUCUGCAGAACUAUUUACACAACGUGAAUGCAGAGAGAGAAAAGGUCCAGGCCGCUAAACAAGAGCUGCAGAAUAAGCUGAUGGCAGUGGAGAGUGAGAUAACCACUAAAAACAAGGAGAUCCAGAAUCUCCACAGCAGCCUGAAAGACUCCAUCUUCUUUAAGGAGCAGGAGCAGCAGAAGGUCAUGCAGCUGGAGCAGAAGGUCAGGCAACUGCUGGAGGCGUCAAAGCACUCCAUGCAGCCUGACGACCAACUACAGGAACAAGUCCAGGAUCUUCUUAACGAAAACAAAACGCUGAAAGUUCAGAUUGAUAAUCUGCAGACUCAGCUCAACACUCAGGCUACGACAGUCUCACAUUUCGAUGAGCUUCAAAAACUGCUGGCUGAAAAAGAGCUACAGAGAAAGAGUCUAGAAGAUUCUCUGAAUGCUGAGAGGAGCAGCGGCGCCAGCAGGGAGACCAACAUGCAGGCCAUGCACAAUGAGAAUCAGACAUUGAAGGCAGACCUUCAGAAUCUGCAGGCACAGAUUUCUGAGCAGGCUGUAUCUGUGGAUCAACUUCAGCAGAGCCUUCUUCAACGUGAUGAGAAGGUUAAAACGGUGGAGACUUUGCUAGAGUCCAGUCUCAUUCAGAUGGCCAAUAAGGAAGAGGAACUAAAGGUGAUCAGAAAUGAGUAUGAAGGUUUGAAACAACAAUUAGAGGCGGUACAGAAACAGUCCACAGAACAGACAAAGUCAGAGAAGGCACUAGAAGAGCUACAGCAAAAGAUUCAAGAGAAGGAUGAAAAAAUUCGAUCAGUUGAGGGAAGUUUGCAGUCAGCAAUGGACAAAGAAUCAGAGAGAAAGAAGGCAGUGGAGGAUCUACAACAGCAGGUUGAAGCUCUAAACACUGAACUUGCUCAGCUGAGGAGCAAAGAAACUCAGGAGUCAAACUCAGACUUGAACGCUAAACUUCAGGAGCUUCAUGCUCAGUUGACGGCCAAGGAUCAGGAUGUUGAGAGACUGCAAAGAGAAUUGGAGGAGAAGGAAAUGCAACAGCAACAGCAAACCGUUUCGGCAGCUCCCAGUCAGGAAUUAUUAACAGCGCUGUCAGAGAAGGACACGCGGCUAUCUGAACUUCAGGAAGAACUGCUUGAGUUGAGGGAAUCAGUGGAACUUCAUCGUAAGAAGAACAACGAGCUACGGGAGAAAAACUGGAGCGCUAUGGAGGCGCUGUCAGCCACCGAGACCAUACUUCAGGGAAAACUCACCAAGAGCGCCAAGGAGCAUCAGACGGUGCUGGAGUCAGCGGAGGCAGAAUGCAGAGCAUUGCUGCACAGACUCCUGCCGCACGUGCCACUGCCCACCGACCAGAACCACCAGCAGUGGCUGCAGAAGUUUGAGACGUCCAUGAGAGAGAGCUCGGCUGGAGAGGUGUCCUCUGGAGACUCCCAGGCUUUAGCAGAAAAGUUGAAGGAGGCUGAGGAGGCCCAGAAAGUCUUACAGAAAGAUUGUGAGACAUACAAGAAAGUGCUAGCGGAGACGGAAGGGAUCCUGCAGAGGCUACAGAGCAGUGUGGAGCAGGAGGAGACGCGCUGGAGGGAGAAGUUGGAGCAGUCACAGGCUGAUCACAAAGAGAUGACUCAGAGGGUAAUUGCACUGGAACAGGAAGUGGACAGACUGAGCUCAGAUGGAGAUGUGGAGAGUCUAAGAAGAGACAAACAGCACCUUGAGGCUGAACUGGAGAGAGCGGAGCGUGAGAGCGCCAUCUACGUGUCAGAGGUCCGAGAGCUCAAAGAUCUCUUGACCGAGUUGCAAAGCAAACUCGACGGCUCGUACACAGAGGCCGUCAGGCAGAAUGAGGAGUUGAAUUUGCUUAAGACUCGGCUGACUGAGACGUUGUGUAAGCUCGAGACGGAGGAGACUGAGCGACAGAAAGUGGCUGGAGACCUUUAUAAGGCCCAGCAGUCUUUGGAACUGAUUCAGGCAGAGAUUGUUAAAGAAGCAGGCCAAGCUGACCUGAUAGAGACCAGCGGCCUCACGCAAACGGAGGAGAUUGACCGUAAGGAGAAGAUGACUGCAGGGUUGAAUCAGACGGUUCAGGAACUACAGGAACUACUUCAGUCUGUCAACAGACAGCUUACCAAGGGACAUGAAAGGGAUGAUGGGGAUAAAUUAUACUCUAAUUAUAAACUGUAAAGAAAUGGAGGAAGGCUUCAGUGUGCUCUCAUAAAGCCACUUGACAUCGAACCACAGUAACCCACUGUCAGAUUCCAGCCCUGUUUACUACACCUGAUCUACUAUGUGAUCUCCAGUUAAAGCAUCCCACGAUUCCUGCACACUCCAACCUGGGGUCCCAUUCUCCCAGAAAGGCGCUGACGGACCCUGACGACGUGCACUCAGUGAACCGGAUCCUUUCUCAUGCUAUGUCAACUCCUCUACCUGCAUUCCUCAUAUUCAGUAGACUUAAAGAGUAAAAGCAUCCGACAGACGAGACGCUUAGACUCGUUAAUGUUUCAUUUGACCAUUUUCCAGUCCGAAUACUUUGAAUACUACUUUUUGUUAGCUCUCUUUGACCAGAGAGGUUUUUAUCCUUUCGUAUAAAGAACAUUGAGGAUAUUUGUGUUGUUUUAAAUAUAAAAUAACUGUUAGGAUCUACUGACGCUCACUAUGUGUUUUCAGCUCUUGUUUUGAAACCCUAAACUCAGAGGCACAUGCAAGAGAUCCGUUUAAACCAAUAAAUGCUUUUCCUGACUAAUUAUGCUGAAUUUAUUAUUUGUUUUCCGGGGGGCCUGUUGUGAUGAGGGAUAUAUUAUGGGAUCAUUGGUAAAAGACGGGUUAAUUUAAUUGCAUCCUCCUUAUCUGUUAUCAUCACACUCUAUACUGUUGCUAAUUUCAUUAACACUGAUAAUCAUUUUUGUAAAACAGGUGACCAGUAAUAAAAGGGAUGCUUGAUUUAAAAA